UUUCGGUUUAAUUAGACGUUUCAUUUGUGUUUGCUGCAUUCGUUCGCACAUCCGCAUGUUCUUGAUAUAUAAUAAUACACACAUACAGAUGUACAUGUUGUAGUUGUAUAGAUAUGUAGUAACUAUCGCAUAUACGCCGCGCAUUUUCCUUUCGAUACAUUGUUGUCUACAAAUCAUUAAGCUAAAAUUUUCGAAAAUUUCUUAUGAUUUCGUGUCGGUCGAGUUUUUUUUUUUGUGUGCUUCCUUUUGUUUUGUUGUUACACAAAUUUCAUUGCUCGACGAUUUCGUCUGGUGAAUGAUGUCGCCGGUGGCUAGAGUGUGUAGUGUCGCUCGUAUAUAUCAAUUAUACUAUGUAUGAAUGAAACGUGAAACGCGCGGAAAGUGUGGAAAAAUAAAAAUAUACAGAAAUACGGAAAUCUAAAAAAAAAAAAAAAUAAUUUAUGUAGUAGCAGUUUUGGAUCCAUCGCCGUACAAAUGAAAAUAAUACAUACAUAUUUCGUAAAUUUAUGUAGGUAGUGUAAAAAUGUGAAUCUCGCAGCAGCAGUAGAACAAAAUUGUGACCAAAAAUAAAUAUCUACAAUACAUACAUACGACGUAUAUAGUAUGUAUAAACGAAAAAAGAAAGACUAUGAAAUAUUGUUGAUGCAUGCAACAGCAGGCAAUUUCGCACGGAUUUGCAGCUAGGCGAGAUCGAGCUGCAAGUGACUCAUUGCUAGAGGAGCGCGCGUGUACCGUCUGAGACAUACUCGUACGCGACUGCUGCUGGUCGCUGGGUUGACACGCUGGCGCUACUUUAGUUAUUUUAGAAAUAAAAACGUGAAAGUGAAGCAAAAAAAAGAAGAAGAAAAAUUAAAAAAUUACUAAAAACACGUAUUGCCACAAACGUUUAAGAAGUCCCCUCUUUUUUCAGUUGUUGCUAUUUUUUUUUUGGUUUUUUUGAAAAAAAGAAGGGCUAAAUUAGUUUUGGCGGCAAUUCAAAAUUCGGAACUUUUGGUGGCCUCAUUCGUUGUGGAAGCUGAUUUGAAGUGAAUGUUUUUUUUGGAAUUUCUAUUUUUGCUAACUUCUGUGCCUUGAGCCGCUUUUGAUGUGUAAAAAAAAAAGAAAUGUUGUAAAAGUAUCUGUGUGUGUAUAUGAAACAUUUAUGAUUUACGACGAGUCACCAGCAAAACGAGAAAAGAAAAAAUAAGUAAAUGCACGCAUUUAUUUAUAAAUAUUACCGCUAAACAGUGAAAAAGGGUUUGCCAGCGUGGCUAUUUGUUUACUUAACGCGCGCUUAUCAGUUUAACCAGAAACUGACAUCGAUAACGUGAAUAAGACCCUCAAUGCAAUUAGUCAAAUUGAAAUCGGAAAAGUCUGAAAAUAAAUAAAACGCUGAUAAAGUCAAGUCCAAAAGAAAUUUGGUUGCCAUACUUAGGAUAAAAAUAAAUCAAACAAAAGAAAAUAUUAAAAAAAAAUUACAACAUUUUUACUAAAGUAGUGCCAACCAUAAAUGUAAAGUGCCAAAUUGUAGUAGCAGUAAAAUAACAAACUACGCAAGUAACGAAACCAAAGAUAUAUAUCCAAAAUUAGAAAAUAGCACAAAAUCAAACGACCAAAAAAAAAAAAACAAAAGAUUAAUCAUAAAAACACCAAAAAUGUCGGGCAUAUUCCGUAGCACUUCGUUGAACAACACCAGUCAUUCUACACCGCAGAAACGCUACUCUUUUGGCGCUUUUUGCACAAGUCCGAGCACACUGAAGGAUGUUACAAUGGAGCACCCAUAUGGAGUUGGAUUUCCGUGUGUCAGCUUGCAAGGACAUGGCGUGUCAUCGCCACCUGUACAAGGGCGUUCAGUGCGCGAAUUCGAAGAGCAAAUGGCAUCGCUACGUAAAGAGAAUUUCAAUCUAAAAUUACGCUUAUAUUUUUUGGAGGAAAGUGUGCCAGGUUAUCAUCAAUCAAAUGCAGAGGGUCCGGAGUCGCUGAUGAAGCAGCUGAUUGAUACGAAGGUUGAAAUUGAAAUCUUGCGUAAGGAACUUGAAGAGAAGCAAGAUUUAUUGAAGGAAGCUGCACAGGCCAUGAAUCACAUGGAACAAAUACAAAAAGAGACUGAAACCAAGGGACAAGCCUUUAUAGACGAACUAAAACAGAAGAUACAAUUUUUGGAGAUGGAACGCGAUUUGGAUAAAACUCAUCACAGCGGUUUUAUGAAUGAUUUGCUCGGACACUCAGAUAUAUCGGAAAAUGUGAAUGCUUUACAAAAAAUUCGUGAACUGGAGGGUAUGGUCACACAGUGCGAGGGUAAAAUGCAUGCGUUGCAAAUGCAAAACUCGAAAUUGGAAGAGAUCAUAGCAAAACGCGAUGAGGCAAUCAAAGAAUAUGAGGAAAAAGUAAAAGAGUUGGCAUUUCAAAAUGCUGAACUGCUGGAAACGAUGGAGAACAAGGAGAAGGAAAUGGCGACAGCGGAGCUAAAUUUGAAAAGUCUUCGUCUGACCAAUGCCAAACUGAAGGAAGGCAAUAACAAUUUAAUCCGUGUUCUAAAAAUCACAGAAGAAAAUUACCACAAAGAGUUUUCGAAUACGAAGGUAUGUGAAAAACGAAUGAGAGAACAACAGGAUGCAUUAAGCAAAAUGCAACUCGAAUUGAGGGAGAAAAAAAUGCAGUUGGCUGAUAAGCUUUGUGAAUUAGAUGAUGCGCAAGAGGAACUGAAAAAGUUGCGAAAAAGUUAUGACACCGCUUGUCGUACACUACAACAACUAUUGCAACGCGAGAAAAGUCUACAGGAUAGCGGAAGCCGUACGCUGAGUGACUCAGAGGCUUUACAAAAUAGUGCACAAAAAUGCGAUCAUGAGAAAACGAUCAAGAGCCUUGAAUCCGAAGUGAAGAAGAAGACUGCUGCCUUGCAGAACCUUGUCAACAACGAACUUUGGCAAAAGAAUCGUGAAAUUGAGCGUCUUACCAAAUUUAUCAACGCCAACACUACAUCCCCGCUCUCUCCGACCGCGGUUCGUAAGAAUCUAGAGUCUCUCCAACUACAGCAAUCCUUCACCGAAACUGACUACACGAAAGCCUUAGAGCACAACAAACUGCUCCAACGCAAAGUGGACGUGCUGAAUCAGCGUCUUGUCAGCGAACGUACCAAUGAUGCUUUGAUCGAAGAGCUGCGCCGCGAAGCGCGCACAGCACGCGCUGAAGCUGACAAUGCAGAGACAUGUCGACGCGCAUAUGCUAAGGUCUUCGUAGCGCUUUCCGAUCGUCUCUACGAACUGGCCGGCUUCCUUAAUUCUCUAAUGAAGAACAAAGAAGUGCUGAGUUUCCUGUCGACCGAACGGCGGCGUGCUAUGCGUACUGCUGUUGACUGCAGUCUUGAUUUGUCUACGAGCAUUCGUGAGUCAUUGACUAUAGGUGAACAAAGUUUCGAAGGUAUAAGUAAUCUAUCACGUUUGCUGAUGGACGAUGAGGAGCGCGAAAGCUGUUUGGUUAGUAAGACACACAAUUCGCAAGAACAAUUCCGUGGCCGUCAAUCUUUCGAUGUGUUACGCUCGGAGAAUAGGGCGUUACGUAAGAUUUUGGACGGUCGUCGCAGCUGUGGUGGUGCGGAUUAUGCGAAGGAUGCCAAGGAGCGCCGCUCAUUGCCGCCAUUUUUAUUGGAUAAUUUGAGCGAAUCUGAAGCGUGGUCUGAACCGGAUCGUCAGGUAUCGAUGGCACGUAUUGGACUGGAGGAGCAUGCAACCACAGCCGCUGCCGCCACAGCCAAAGACUCAGCCACCAAACAAACACCGCCCACGGCCGAAACAGAUAGCGAGAGCGAAAGUGAUGUGCUGCAGCAGAGUCGUACAAUGAAGUUGCGAAAUCAGGAGCGCAUCGCCCAGCUGGAGAAACAAAUUGCGCAGCGCGAUGAUCGCAUUUUGAUGAUUCAAUUCCAAUUGGUGGAAGCGGACAAUAAUUUGAAGAAAGAGUCGCUGCGUGCCACAUCACUGACGCAAGAGAUCGAACAGUUGCGUCACCGCAAUGAAGAGUUGUUAACAGAUCUGAUAUCAAUAGGCGGCGAACAGUCAAAGGAUGGCACCGCUAUGUCCGAGAGCUCCCAGCUUAAUAAUUCUCUACUACAGCGCCAAAUAGAUGAAAAGUGUCGCGUCAUUGAACAAUUGCAAGAGGAACGCGAUCGCAUCACUGUUGAGGCGCGUUUGGCCGAGGUGCAAGUGGGUGCGCUGAAAGCCGAUAUUGAAGAUAUCAAACAAAAGUACGAAAUUCAGCUGAAACUAGCCAGCGAAAAAGAGCGUCAGCAUUUGGAUGAGCUAAAGAACGAAUUGGAACAACUCAUGCAGCAGCGCUUGAAGGAGCAAGAGCGUGUACACAAGGAGACGCUGACGCGUGAAUGGGUCGCACGCACAACGUACGAUGAUUGCAGAACACAAUUAACCAACAUGCAAUCACGGUACAUAGAGUCUGAACGCACUAUUGAAUAUCUGACGGACAACGAGCAAGACCUCAAGCGAGCGCUGAUAACUAGCGAAAUGGAGAUACGUGGACUGAAAAAACAAUUGGACGAGAGCGUGCUGCAAGCCUCUAAGGUGGUUACCGAACGCACAAAAUUAUGCAACGAGAAAUUGCAGCUGGAGAAACGUUUGAUGGAGUUGCAACAACAAUUGAGCGCCGCCGGCACGCUGCAGGAGGAAACCAAAAAACGCGUCACCGCGCUUGAACGCUUACAACAAACACUAAACGAGCAAAUACAACAAUCGCAAAUAGCGGCAGAAAAUCGACCAAAUGCCAGCGAUACUUCGCCGUCAGGCUAUGCCUCGGACGAUGUGCAAAAGUCGAGCACAAAACGCGACAGUAACUCAUCGCCUGAUCUAGGUAUACACAGUGAUACGGGACGCGUGUCCAGCCUGGAAAUGUCGCACAUGCAACGUUCGCUGCUAAAGACUGUGACGGUGCCAGAAGCGGCCAGUGAGUUGGCGGCAAACGAAGACACAACAUACAGUAUACAGGAUAAGAAACACAUUAGCAACUUAGCAGCCAACAAACGCGUACAGCAUAGCUUAUCUUCCGAUCUGGGUAUUGACAGCGAUGCAGGGCGCACGCGCAGCGCGGAUGCCAAAAAGGAAUCCCCGGGCAGUGCAGAGACCGACGACAGCAACACGGAGAACAAGAUGAGUGUCGCAAACGUGAAUACGAGCAACGCAAACACAUCUGGCACCAGCGGCACAAUGCCAAUACACGACUGCAUCAAGGUAGAGCAAGAAAAUGCCGAAUUGCGUCGUAAGCUCGCGCAAACGAAACGCGCAUUCGAAGAUACCUACAAAAAAUUGCACAUUUCCAAUAAACGCAAAGAGAACUUUGAAAAGGAGGUUAAAGAGCAAAUACUAAAAACGAAAAACACACUAAAAUAUGCGCGCUUCCAUAUGUCUAAAGUGCAGCCACCACUUAACGCACAGCAUCACCAUCAGCAAGAGCAACCGCAAUCAACGCACCAGGCACAUCAUCAACAAACACAACAACAACAACAACGUAAUGUAACAAAUGUUGAUGAUGGUGAUAACACAACAAAGUCGAGUAGUGAUGCACCGCAUUAGAAGGCAUUAGAAAAAAGCAAUAGAAGCGACUAAAUCAUCACGCACAAAUACAUGCAGUUGCACAAUGCACGACGCACACUCACUAACUACAUACAGAUGGCUAAAUAUUUUAAUUUAGUGAAUUACUAGUUUUAUUUAACAUUUAUAUAUAGUUAAAAAAUAAUCAUUUUUAGCGCCUAAGCACUUUUUAUAUAAAGACAUUUAUUAUUUAUAUUUAACUCUAUUAUAAUGUAUUUAUAUGUAUGUAUUGGCGUUAUGAGAACUUGUUGAAUGUAUACAUGUUAUUCGAGCAUAAUUUAUUUACCUAACUUUAAGUGAUUAACCGCAUAUUUUCAGUCAUUUAACAUACAAAUGUAGAUUAACAGAAUGUCCUCAUUAAAUUACAUGUUAAUUUUAGCUCCUCAUUAGUCUAGUGAAUUCGUAAGUUUUUUUUGAAUAAUUAAAAAUGUUAUCUAAUUAGUUUAAGUUACUAAGCAUGUUAAUAACUAACUAAUAGCAAUUAGUUUGAAGUUAUAAAAAAUUUAUGAAAAAGACCAACUAUGUUUAGAACCCACACCACGCAUAUUCCAACGCCAUUGCCCGCUACGACAACUUUAAACAAAAUAUAUACCUACGCAUAUGCCAGUGCCAUUUUUAAAAUGACAAUACAACAAAAGGGACAUACUUUUGCGGAUUUUACUGAAAUCAUAGAAGGAAGACAAAUUUUACGGUCAUUGCGCCAAAAACAUUUUAACAAAAAAUUAACCUCAUUUCUAAUGCCAUUAGUUUAGUUUGUUAAUUUUAAUGUAGUUUCUACAUCACAUACAUAAAUUAGAAAUUAAGUUUGUCCCUUCUAAAACACGUAAAUGGAAAAUAUAAAAAAUUUGAUUCAACAAACUUAACCUUAACUUAGUACCUUA
Anastrepha ludens (Mexican fruit fly) is the source of this 6454-nucleotide messenger RNA. It is a transcript of the gene cnn, whose product is annotated as centrosomin. The coding region runs from base 1635 to 5555 and encodes 1306 amino acids. Gene Ontology annotation, cellular component: perinuclear region of cytoplasm; mitotic spindle pole; pericentriolar material. Gene Ontology annotation, biological process: microtubule bundle formation; establishment of mitotic spindle orientation; centriole replication. The transcript is spliced from 12 exons. Gene Ontology annotation, molecular function: calmodulin binding; protein kinase binding; transcription cis-regulatory region binding. NCBI's taxonomy places the organism in Eukaryota, Metazoa, Arthropoda, Insecta, Diptera, Tephritidae. The record is from RefSeq and is a predicted model, not a curated record.